Molecule: messenger RNA, 2318 nt
Organism: Labrus mixtus (cuckoo wrasse)
Lineage: Eukaryota; Metazoa; Chordata; Actinopteri; Labriformes; Labridae
Product: cysteinyl leukotriene receptor 2-like
Exons: 5
Coding region: 72-1133 (353 amino acids)
Biological process (GO): G protein-coupled receptor signaling pathway
Cellular component (GO): plasma membrane
Molecular function (GO): G protein-coupled receptor activity
Source: RefSeq, a predicted model, not a curated record
CCACAUACGGCCUCACAGAGGAUUUGAAUACUGGUUGAAGAGCUGCAGUCAGACGGAGCGGAGAUGAAGAGAUGACCUGUGACAGGAUGAACGGACGCCUGAUAACCACGCCCCUCUUUGCUGGCAACAACUCGUCUGUGAGCGUCGGGUUGCUGACGUGUUUCCAUGACGAUGACAAGUUCAAGUACCGCGCCUACACCUUCACCUACCUGCUGCUGUUUCCCGUGGCGUUUCUCUCCAACAUCGGGGCGUUGUUCAUUUUCUUCCUGCAGAGAAGCCGCAGAAACACCGCCUCCUCUGUGGUCAUGAUGAACCUCGCCCUAUCAGACGUCAGCUUCUCCCUCACCCUCCCACUGCGAUUGGCUUAUUACUUCCGGGGUGGCGUCUGGGACUUCCCCGAUUGGCUGUGCCGCCUGUGCGUCUUCGGCUUCUACGUCAACCUGUACACAAGCAUCCUCUUCCUGACUCUACUGAGCAUGCUCCGUUGGCUCGCUGUGGCUCAGCCUUUUCGUCAUCGCUCUCUGGCCACGCCCACUCGGACCUUGUUGGUUUGUCUUGGAGUCUGGCUGUUUGUGGGCGUGUCCUCUGUCCCCUUCCUGACCCAAGGCGUGACAAAAAGGGGCGGGUCUCCACGUUGCUUUGAGCCAUCAAGCCCCUCCUCCUGGGCGCGUGUCCUGAUCCUAAACUACGUGGCGUUGGCCCUCGGCUUCCUCCUCCCUUUUCUCACGAUCAUCGUCUGUUACAGCAGAAUCAUCCGGCGCCUGACGAUCCGAUCCAGCCUGCACGCCAACAGGUCAUCCAAGAGCGGUCAACAACUUCGCAACAGGCGGCGCUCGGUGCACCUGGUCACCAUGGUGACGGCGACCUUUUUACUCUGUUUCCUGCCCUAUCACGUGAUCAGAACUCUGCACCUGCACGCCGUGUGUGAGCGCUGGAGCUGUGACAUCACGGUGGGGCUGCAGCGGGCGGUGGUGGUGACGCUGUGUCUGGCGGCGUCCAACAGCGUGGUCAACCCGCUGCUGUAUUACUACUCGACCAGGACGUUCAGAGACAAAAUGAGGGACGCUCACUCCUCUCUGUCCAUCAAGAGGGGGUCCAGGCUCGCUCUCAUGAAGAGGAGGAACACCACCUGAGACACCUGGAGGGUCAGAAAGCGUUCUCCUUUACUAUACGAUGGACUGAGGAUCAUGGGAGGCGUUGUAUCCUCGUAAUCUAAAAAAAAUAUUCCUAAAAGUCUGUGGAAGAAGUAUUUUCCCCGCUUUGUUUCAGACAAAAUAAAUAAUUGUGAAUAAGAGACUGAAAUCGAUGUCAGCUCUGCAGACAGCGAUCAUCCAGGAGGCUCAUUUCCUCUUUAGGAACAGCGCCCUCUGCAGGGUCGAGAUGAAAAGCCACCGUACUGCUUUGUUUUGUACGACUGACUGAAAGAUCCCCGGUGUUAUUUGACACUCUCUUCUGUUAAGAUUCAAAAUUCAAAGAUUCAAAAAAACUUUAUUGUCCAUCACACUGUGACAGAAAAUGACCUUUUGUUGAGUCUCAACAUGAAAACAUAGAAACAUUCACAGUAACACUCACAUCAGGUCAUAAAUAGCUAAAAGUACCUGAAAUAGGUAAAACAGCAUUUAAAAAACAUUGCUUAUGUAGCCUGGUUUAAAAUGUGUAUUGCAGUGGGAAUAAAAUAGUUUAUUUUUGUUUUAUUUAUUUAUUUAUUUGUUAGGGACAGUGCAUAUUAAUGAACAGCUGGAACAAAUGCCAGAUUAUAGCAGAAGUGUUAGUUUCCAUCUGUUGUCCCUCGGCAGGUAAGAGAGAAAGACAAAUUACAAAUAAAAUACAAAUACAAAUACAAAGGCACAAGUGACACAAGACAAUAAUAGAGGUUAAAGGUUAAAGGUGGUCACAGACUUGUUUGAGGUGUGUUUUGAAGGAUGCAUAUGUUUGUGAGUCUCUUAUUGUGAGUGGGAGAAUAUUCCAAUAUUUAUUUCCUUUGACUGACAGAACAGUUUGUCUGAAUGUAGUGCGUCUGUGUGGGGCCUCACAGUCUCCUCAGGCUGUGGCCCCUGCUGCCGAUCCCACUGGCAGACUUUAUAAAGUCCUUCAAAAGGAGGAGGAGCAAGUCCGUGCUAAGUGUAAAUAAGUGAUGCAGUUUCCAGAAAAAAAAUCUCAAAUUGUUUAUAUGUUUGUUUAUUUGAUAAUAAAUAAUCUCACGACCGCCCGUCACGUAGAGCGGAAACAUGUUUGUGUGAUGAUCCAACAGGCAACGUCUCCUUCUCUUCUCUCACAUUUUAGUUUAUCAUUAAAGACAGUUUUCAUUUUCAUAUAAA